AUGGGAUCGGGUGGGAGCAAAGCGACGGCGUCUUCAUUUUCUUCUUCAACGUCGUCGUUUGGUGGCAAUGGUCGGAGGCGUCGAUCCAAAUCUAAAUUCAGCAGAGUGCUCAAGUCGUCUUGUCUGGGAACCACAUCUCGAUCCCACGACAGCGACAAUGACGACAAGGUAUGUGAUCAUCAGAACAAAGAAACUAGAAAUAAUGCUCCAUGUGCAAGUUUGAAUGACACAGAGCCAGAUGAUGCAAAGGUUGAGUGUUUCAGAAAGGUUAACGUUGAACAACCUGAUGAAAUUCCGUGUAUAUCUUCAAAUGUUCAGCUCAAUGAAUGGGGUCAGGCUAGUAUCACUGAUACUGCCUCCAGAGCUGGUAGCAGCUCUGCCCAAGCUGCUGCUCCAUCUUUGAACCCUUCAAGUCGUUUCCUUUCUCGUUUUAGUUUCAUUCCAGGUAAUGUAAGCUUCAGAUUAAGUCGGGCAACCAGUUUAGGGUCAUCCAAUCCUCUAUCUCCAACAAGUCUCACAAUACCGAACAAUGAAGAUGAACUUCAUCUGCAUUCAAGACCUGCUAGAAGUUUUGUAAAUAGAGAUGAAAGCCAAGAAGCCAGUGACCUUCCACAGUCACAGAUGAAUAGGAGCGCAACACAUUUUUAUGAAGAGACAUCUGACAAUAUAGGAUUAAAUACUCCGGGAUGUGGUUUUUCUGACAACUUGCAAGAUAACCAGACAAAUUCUUCAAGACACGAUGUUGGUAGAAAUGCUAACGGUACAAUAAUUGGGGUUGGUGUAAACUUGUGUUCUCCGAGAAAUCAUAAUGAAACAGGGAGCAACAGAACUAGACCUUCUGAAAGACGCCCAGGUGCUCGGGAACCUGUUGAACGGAAUGUUCGUUUCAGUAGAACUUUAAGUGUUGGAAGACUUCGUGACAGGGUACUUCGUCGAUCAUCAUUAUCUGAUUUAACAUUUUCUUCUUUGCAACAAGAAGGAGAAGUGAGAGAUACAAAUCAAGGCGAUGAUACAAGAACAAUGGCACCUGAAGGCAAUGCUGUAAAUUUCGAAAAUGGGUCUGGUUAUCCUCCAUCCAAUAUGUCUAGUUCAUUGUUUAGCAUCCAAGACUAUGAGGUGGAAACAUCAAGACCAAGAGAAGCUAGAUAUCAUGAUCUACUUGAACACAGAUCAAAUUUCCUAGAGCGGAGGAGAAGAAUACGAUCUCAGGUUCGUGCACUUCAGAGAUUAGGGAGCCGCUUUGAAAAUGUGUCUGGACAUGAGAGAUCUUGUAUCUUAUCUGGUCAACAGCGAACGGGUCGUUGUACAUGUCGUAUGAGUAGCCGAGAUGCCCGUCCAAAUGAUGACAAUAGUGCUAGGGCUAGCAUAUCAAGAAUAGUUAUGUUAGCUGAGGCUUUGUUUGAGGUUCUGGAUGAAAUUCACCAGCAAUCUGUGGUUUUAUCCUCUCGACCUUCUGUAUCGUCAAUUGGAUCUGUUCCCGCUCCCACUGAAGUUGUGGAAUCUUUGCCUGUCAAAUUGUUUUCCAAGUUGCAAAAGCAUCAGUAUGAGGAGGCUGCACAAUGCUACAUAUGCCUUGUGGAGUACGAAGAAGGAGACAUAAUGCGAAAGGAAAGUACUGGUGGUGAGUAUCAGCAAGGACUUGGUUAUGACAUCAUUUUCACUGCUGGGAAUUCUCAGCAUGCACAAGCUCUAUCAUCUAUAGCAAACUGGCAACAGCUAUAA
Molecule: messenger RNA, 1722 nt
Organism: Prunus armeniaca (apricot)
Lineage: Eukaryota; Viridiplantae; Streptophyta; Magnoliopsida; Rosales; Rosaceae
Source: the annotation of a GenBank genome assembly